AUGGUCAAACGUUCAUAUCGUGAUCGACAUAUCAUUUAUCGAAACGUCUAUCAUCGAUUUACAUUAAAGCAAAUUAAAAAUAUUCUUCGUGAUCGUGAUGUUCGAUAUGUUCAUCCAAAACUCGAUAAAUCUUCACGAAUUUUAUCAAUUGGAAUGAAAAAAUCAUCUUUAGUGGACUUAUAUUUUGAUCGAAUACCCGGUGAUUUAUUUGAUAAAUUUCAUUAUCAACAAUAUCGUCGACAAGAACAUUAA
Molecule: messenger RNA, 252 nt
Organism: Rotaria sordida
Lineage: Eukaryota; Metazoa; Rotifera; Eurotatoria; Philodinida; Philodinidae
Source: the annotation of a GenBank genome assembly